CCCGCCACACUUCCGGAGUUAACGGAGGCAACAACAACUCACUGGAGGACAAGAAGUCAAUUUUCAGUUAAAUGAGGACACUGGCCAAAUCGAUCCAAAAUGAUGGUGGGUAUAACUCUUCUCCUCACUGGGGUCCUAGUCUCUGGAAUACUGCUGCACAAAGCCAACCAAAACACAGCAUAUGUAUCUACACCCUCGGAAAGGCCCAACUUCAUCAUCAUACUGGCUGAUGAUAUAGGCUGGGGUGACCUGGGGGCCAACCAGCCAGGGCAGAGAGCAAACAACACCCCCAAUAUAGAUCUACUGGCUCUCCAAGGCCUCAGGUUGACAGACUUCCAUUCGCCGGCGUCCACCUGCUCUCCGUCCCGCGCCGCCAUUCUCACCGCUCGCUACGGCGUCCGGAACGGCGUGACACACAACUUCGCCGUCCGAUCGGUGGCGGGCCUGCCCCUGUCGGAGGUGGCGUUGCCACGGUUACUGCAGGAGUCCGGCUACUACACGGCCAUGAUAGGGAAAUGGCACCUGGGUCACUGCGGGCCCUACGCUCCGACGAGCCGAGGGUUCGACUACUACUUAGGAAUUCCCUACAGUAACGACAUGGGCUGUACGGACGUUCCCGGAUCUGACCUGCCUCCCAGCCAACCCUGUUCUGCAGGCCCUCAGGGAGAGCCCAGCCUCGUGUUUCGAAAAUAUUGUUGAUCACAUGAGGCUGUUGACUGCAGAGUGGGCCUGCCGCUGUUGGAGAACUGCACCGUUGUGCAACAGCCUCUGGACCUGUGGACUCUCACCCUGCGCUACAGAGACGCAGCUCUGAGGAUCAUCCACUCUGCCAGGCAACGGAAACAGCCGUAUUUGCUCUACGUAGCAUUGGCCCACAUGCAUGUGCCCUUAGCCCCGCCCCCGGCUUCCUUCUCAACCAAUGAACUUGAUGGGGGGCGGGACGUGUAUGCGGCGAGCCUGCAGGAGAUGGAUGAUCUGGUGGGGGCGCUAAAGCGAGCGUCGGAUGAAACCAACCGUGAUAACACGCUCAUCUGGUUCACAGGCGAUAACGGCCCCUGGGAGAAGAAGUGUCAGUAUGCAGGAAGUGUGGGGCCGUACACUGGGACGUGGCAGACCAGCCGAGGUGGGGGCUCGGCCAAGCAGACCACCUGGGAGGGUGGCCACAGGGUGCCUACGGUGGCCUACUGGCCCAGCAGGAUCCCUGCCAACACCAGCAGCCACGCCUUGCUCAGUGGGAUGGACAUCUUCCCAACGCUGCUCUCCAUGGCCGGGCUGAAGCCCCCGGUGGACAGACGCUAUGACGGCAUCGACGCCACGGACGUCCUCCUGAAUGGUGACCAGACCGGCCGAGAGUUCCUCUUCCAUCCUAAUAGUGGUGCUUCCGGGCUCUUCGGGGACCUGCAGACCGUUCGAGCCGGGAAACACAAAGCCUUUUACAUUACAGGUUCAGCCGAGGCCUGUGGUGGGGGGAGGGGGACACAGCUGCUACAUGACCCCCCCCUGAUCUUUGACCUGGGCGUCGACCAGGCUGAGGCCACGCCCCUGGACGCCGGCGCCCCGGAAUACCAGGAAGUGCUGGGCAAAGUCACCAAAGCCAGGGAGGAGCUACUGUGGGACAUCGCCACCGACCAAUCGGUUUCCACGGCUGACUACACCCAGGACCAAUCAGCGGCGCCAUGCUGCGACCCGCAGCGCGCGUCCUGCCGCUGCCCUGGGCCGGCUGGAGGCUAGGGAAACAUGCACAUGGGCGCACACACACGCAUAUACACAUGUGAACGCACACACACACACACACACACACACACACACACACACACACACACACACUCACACACACACACACACACACACACACACACACACACACACACACACACACACACACACACACACACACACACACACACAAAAAACAUACAUUCAAUGAUUUAUCAUUCAUAAAUUAAAGAAUUCAUUCAUAUAUUCAUUCACAGAAACACACACAAACAUAUAAACAUGUGCACGCACACACAAACACAUUCAUUCAUUCCUUCAUCAUUCAUAAAUUAAUGAAUAUAUAUUCAUUCAUAUGUUCAAUCACAUAUACACCCACACAAAUAUACGUUCAUAUAUACAGGUUGGCUUCACUUUGCAUCAGAAUUUUAUUGUAGUUUUCAUUUCUUUAUCACUCCGCCUCAGUUAGAUCGUGAUAGUCUCAUACACCAGAGUUCAAGCUCAAUCUCACGCUCUCUAUCGCUCUCUCUCCCUCCCCUCACUGACGUGUACACACACACACACACACACACACACACACACGGACAACACAAGGUCCAAAAACAAAGCGUGUUUAUCUUAUCUGGGCACACAGGGUCACAUAAAAACCGAUCACACAAGUGCACUAAUGCGUCUCGCUGCAGGCUAGGACCAGCCAAGCCUAGAUACAUGUAGACUAAGACACACACGCACGCACGCACACACACAGUAUGCCCAUGUUUGAUUUAUUUGUAUUAAGUAUUUCAUGGAACAAAUAUAUUUUAUAACAGUUCAGUUUUCAACCCCCCCCCCCCCCUGCAAACAACCAACAGAGACCAGAGUGGAAGGCCAAUUUCCCGCUUGUAGAGCAAACAUUGGUACCUAGUAGGGGGGGAACAACAGUUCACAUCUGUCCAAGUCAAUAGUUGAAGCCCACAAAACAAUCUGCAUUACUCCUUGUACUUGUGAUUUUGCUUUUGUUGUUCAAUUCGAUGAAUUGAUGAUUUUCUCUUCUAUGUGUUUUCUCUUUUGUUGUUCAAUUCAAGGAUUCAAGGAUUUCUCCUUGUAUGGGUUUUUUAUUUUUUUCAAUCACUUCAUAAGCUAAAUCAUAAUGUGUUGUGGCAAUGAAUUUGUCAGAAUGAAUAGCUUUUUAGGUCAAGUUUGGAGCCACAGUAGCCUGCCUGUCAGCAGAAUGUGGUAGUAAUAUCAGUUAGGUAUAUGAUUUCAAAAGUAUUUUUUUGGUUUAUCCAUUAAUUGGCUAUUUAUUGGUUAGUUAAUAAAUCAACUCAUCAACACUUAA
Molecule: messenger RNA, 3031 nt
Organism: Gadus morhua (Atlantic cod)
Lineage: Eukaryota; Metazoa; Chordata; Actinopteri; Gadiformes; Gadidae
Gene: arsg
Product: arylsulfatase G
Exons: 11
Molecular function (GO): arylsulfatase activity
Source: RefSeq, a predicted model, not a curated record